Messenger RNA from Arvicanthis niloticus (Nile rat), 3214 nucleotides. Lineage: Eukaryota; Metazoa; Chordata; Mammalia; Rodentia; Muridae. The record is from RefSeq and is a predicted model, not a curated record.
UUCCAGACUCCGCCACCAACCCGGACCAGAAGCCAGGAGCCUCGCCGGCAGCCGCACAGGGAGCCGGGGUAUCAGCACUAACUUGUUUGCCGAGAUCCCAUCACCUUCGGAGCACACCUUGCAAACUCCGCUUUCUGCACCUGCCACUGAGCCCGCGCGAGCCUCGGAAAGAGCCAUGGCCAACGCAGGGCUGCAGCUGCUGGGUUUCAUCCUGGCUUCCCUGGGAUGGAUCGGCUCCAUCGUCAGCACUGCCCUGCCCCAGUGGAAGAUUUACUCCUAUGCUGGGGACAACAUCGUGACCGCCCAGGCCAUCUAUGAGGGACUGUGGAUGUCCUGCGUUUCGCAAAGCACCGGGCAGAUACAGUGCAAAGUCUUCGACUCCUUGCUGAAUCUGAACAGUACACUGCAGGCAACCAGCCUGAUGGUAAAUUGCAUUCUGCUGGGGCUGAUUGCAAUCUUCGUGUCCACCAUUGGCCAUGAAAUCAUGAGGUUGGAGGACGAUGAGGUGCAGAAGAUGUGGAUGGCAGUCAUUGGGGGCAUCAUAUUUUUAAUUUCAGGUCUGGCGACAUUAGUGGCCACAGCAUGGUAUGGAAACAGAAUUGUUCAAGAAUUCUAUGACCCCAUGACCCCUGUCAAUGCCAGGUAUGAAUUUGGCCAGGCCCUCUUUACUGGCUGGGCUGCUUCCUCCUUCUGCCUUCUGGGAGGUGCCCUACUUUCCUGCUCCUGUCCCCGGAAAACAACCUCUUACCCAACACCACGGCCUUAUCCCAAGCCAACACCUUCUAGUGGGAAAGACUACGUGUGACAGAGGCAAAGGAAGAGCUCCUCCUGGAGAGAAUACAGAGUGGAUAUUGAAACUAGGACUGACAUUAAGGCCUUAGACUGUUGAUGAUGGUUGUCUGGACUGUGGUAGAACAAAAGGAAGCAUAUUUUUAUAUAUCCCCAUGGCUAUGCAGGGCCCGGUUGUGCCUUACCGUCUUUCCUGAGUACAGGAGGGAAGCCUUUUGCCUUUGAACUGCUGCUUCUCAUUGAGUAAUCACACUCAAAUGCGGAGAAGGGUGCUCCUUACGUGUGUAUACAUAUGUACAUAUACAUAUUUUCUAUUAAAAAAUAGACAGCUAACAAUCUGUUAUUCUCUUCAUAUUGUCCCAGCAUACUUUAAAUGACUCUAAAAUAUACACAAUUCCAUAUUGAUUAAAUAAGCCUUUUGAUGUAUUAUUCUUGUUCUCUAUGAGCAUAUGUGAUCGGUCAAAUAUCACCCUUUGAUCAGCAUUUAGUAUCUUCAACAUAAGGCCAGACUUCCUUAUGAACUCAGACUGUAUUCUAUUUUUCCCAUGUGUCUUCUUUACAUCAAAAUAUUUCAUUUUUUUUAACUCUAAUAACAACCGCUUUUCAGUCCAUUAUUCUGAGGUUUGAUUCUAACUCCUGAAUAUAAUAAUAAAUUUCACAGCCCACAUUUUGAAACUUAAAACCAGUAGAAAUUACGUAUUACUUCUGUGUCUGGGCUGUGGGAACCAGUGUUCUAGACAGAUGAUGUUUUUCUGAUGACCUUUCUGCACGGUCCUUGCACUUUGGUCUGGAGCUGUCUUGUUUGCUUUAAAAAUAUUUGUUUCCCUGAGUGGCUGUGCUGCUAACCCUGUUGUUGAAACCAGUUUAUUGACUGCAUUUUUUAGGUACUUAUUUUCCAUUCUAGAUCCUGCAGACUACAGUUCUCCUCUCCCUCCCCAGCUAUCUCAUUUCCCCACAUAUAAUUAUCCUCCGGUUUAUGCUCUUUUCAGCUAGGUGUGGUCUGUUAUCUACACAAACUGCUAGACUUGCUAGAGUGAUAAUCUAGUGACAAAUAUUUCUCUCUCUGUAGCCGUGGACAAUUUACAAUCCUUAUACCUCGUUUUCCCAUCUGUCAAAUUGGGAUAAUUACACUUAAGCAGCUGGUAGAGGUAAUGUGAGUAUUAAUUAGUUGAUAUGACUCUCAUUCUUUGAACGUGAAAUAUGCCUAAGUAGUGUUUUUCCUUGCUCAAUUAGCAGUUUUGAAGUCACUGAAUAAAAUCUAGGCACAUGCCUUAACACUGUUCUGUAUCUUUCUUUGUCAUGAAUAUAUUUCCUCCCAUUUAGCUGUGCAUGGCCUCUUGUUGGUGCUGUUUCAUUCUGACCAGUGCACUUAUUAUUCUUGUCUGUAGGAAAGGCCCUUCAGCAGAGCAAGGUGUUGUAACACAAAGGGUGUUGCCAUUGACAUGGGUAGACCUGGAUUUGCAUCUUGGUGCUAUCACUUAAUUACUGAGCUUGGGCAAAGGCACUUGGUUGCCCUGCAUGUAUUUCUACAUCUAGACAACGGGUUCAUUAACUCCUGCCCUGCCUAUGUCGCAUGAGUCAAGAGGAGACAUAGGCAAAUAUGGUUUUAUAUUGGAAAACAAGAAACUCUAUAAAUUAAGGAAUUUAAGUUAAUGGGUUUUGUGUUUAUUUUUCAAACAACUGGAAAAGGAAAAAGUGUUAAAUGGAUUUCUUUCCUUAAGAACUCUCUCUAGCUUUUAAUUUCUAAAGCUUGCUAAGUUAAACUGAUCUUAAGUUCUUAAGACUUGUAGUUGUGAGUUAGUGUUCAGCCUAUGGCCCAAGCUGGCCAGGAACUCCUGUAUCACCCAAAGAUCCUUCUGCUCAGCCUCCCAACUGUCAAGAUGGCAGGCAUGAGCCCCGUCCCACUGUUACAUCCUAGUUUUAGUAGUUUGGCCUGGUACUUCUGUUGCUAAACAAAUGGCCAAAGUGACAGUAUAUGUCUACUCUAAAGGCACAUAUAUAAAGUGCUCUUUGUGAAGUGAUACUUUCAAAGUUAAAUGGAAGCUGGCAGUUCUAGGAGAGGUUAAGAAUUACAAUCCAUCGUAAAACCACAACCACGUGGAAGAAGCUAUAGAAAGAAUGGAGUCUUAUGUGAAUUUGUACUAUGUAAGUUUCACUGUAUUUGUAUGUGUAAAGUAAUCAUGCAAAGAUCUUUUAACAUAAUUACUGUACCUAAUGUGUAAUGUAAAUGUUAGAAAUAACACUUGCUAAACUACACAGGUUCUAUAUUCCAAAAUAAUCCCAUCUUAUGUCAGAACUUACCUAGUUUUGAUAUUUUUAUAUCCUACUACUAAACCUGGAAACCGAUCAAUUGAUAUUUGGGGGCUGCAAUGGGAAUUUGUAUAAAGCACUACUCUUUUUCAAUAAAUUGUUGUUUUUUAAUUAA